AUGCACGUACGGACACGGACACGGACACGGAAGUCGUUGGACAUCGGCCAAAUCAACGAACCAUUCCGUCUAAACCAGUUCAGAACUGUAUGGUUAAAAUCAGAACAAGCCGAACUUCGUCGACCCCGAAACCGCCUCGUCAGUCCUGGCUACAGGGGUGUGCAUAUGCACUCUGCAGCGCCCGAUGAUGAUGGCCCUCCCUCAGCAAAUCCUUCUCUCGAACGUUUCAUUCUCAUUCGCCGACGUAUCACCCCUGCCACAGUCCUGGUUCCAGGGGUGCGCAUCUGCGCUCUCGUGUCUCGCCAUCCUCCCCAUAACCUUGUCUUUGACUUUUCAAUGUACCCUCCCGCGCCGUGUGAAGAUUACAAUGCUCUGUGUCCAUUGGAAUUUGUAGGACAUAAUGCCUGA
This is a messenger RNA of Colletotrichum paranaense, 408 nucleotides long. RefSeq lists its product as uncharacterized. The coding region runs from base 1 to 408 and encodes 135 amino acids. The transcript has a single exon. Lineage: Eukaryota; Fungi; Ascomycota; Sordariomycetes; Glomerellales; Glomerellaceae. The record is from RefSeq and is a predicted model, not a curated record.